AUGAACUCAUCUAAAUUUUCGAACAAUUCUGAUGAAUUUUAUGAUGAUAUAGAAAGUAAUUAUGACAAUAAAAGUGUAUCAGAUUAUGAAGAAGAAUAUGACACUGAUUUUGAAGAAAAGUCCGACAGAGUAUCUGAUAAAAAAUAUAAAUCUUUGAUUUCUGAUUUUAAAGCCAAAAAUAGAAGCAAAUCAGGUUCACAAGGAUUAUUUAAAAAAUUAGACUCGAAAUUUGAAUCAGAAUUGAUGCGUUUGCUAUUGCUUAAAGAAUAUCAUGACAAACGUUUACUUAACGAUAAGGGUUUGUGGGCAUACGUUAAAUAUUUUAUCAGCAAACAUAGAGUAAUUUUACCUCUUGCUAUAGCCAUCAAUUUAUUCUUAUAUUCAUCCUUGUAUCUUUCAUUUACCGGUGGUCUUAUCUUACCAUUUUGGACGAAUACAUUAUUAGCCGUAGGAGUAAUUCUUAUAAUUAUGUCUUUUUACUACAUUCAUAAAACAAAAAGUGUAAAACGUUAUAUUAAAAAGCUCAUGAACCACAAAAAAUAUUAA
Plasmodium vivax (malaria parasite P. vivax) is the source of this 546-nucleotide messenger RNA. RefSeq lists its product as hypothetical. Lineage: Eukaryota; Apicomplexa; Aconoidasida; Haemosporida; Plasmodiidae. The record is from RefSeq and is a predicted model, not a curated record. The transcript has a single exon. Bases 1 to 546 code for a protein of 181 amino acids.